AUGGUGGAAAUCUGGUGUCUUCCCAAACCGAAGGUUUGUGCGAUUAUUACGCUUCCAUUUAGUCCAGUUGAAGUCAUUGGAGUACCAAUGGGAGUCUCAACAACUUGGCGCAUUCGUAUGCCCUCAUGGUUGCCAACACCGUCUGACUUUGUCAAAGCAACUAUUGAGCCCACUGGUAAUGAUAUUCUAAAUAAAAGGCUAAUUGCUGCCACUUUUACAGGUUUAUUUUACAUAAUUUGGCUAUUUGUUGUUAUGCUUGCAUUUACCUACAAUGUCGUGGCGAUUCCAUUCCGUGAGGCCUUUGACAUUUACGAUCGGGCAGAGGAUCAAAAAUCGUGGAUGGCUUGUGACAGCGUGGCUGAUGCCAUCUACUUGGCAGACUUAAUCAUAAUAAAGCCGAGGAUACAAUUCAUUGAAGAUGGCUUUGUGGACUACCAACGAUGUGCAAGGCACUACCUGAAACAAUUGAAUUUUAAGUUGGAUGUUGCAUCGGUGCUUCCGUUCGACUUGUUGGGCCUUAUCCAUGGAAAACCGACAGCAAGAUACAGAAUUCUUCGCUUCUUAAAGUUUCCUGUUAUGCUCGAAUUUUUUGAUCGAACCGACCUGCGUGUCAGCGCCGGUUUUGCAGUCCGACUGGCCAAAACAUUUGCCUACCUAAUCUACGUUAUUCAUGUGGAAAGCUGCGGCUAUUAUGCUUUCAAUCGUUUUCACGGUCUCAAUGCCAGCGUUUGGUCGAUUGGUAACCAGAACAAUAAUCCGUACAUCUACUCAUUUUAUGUGGCUACUAAAAUGGCCACUUCGAUCGGUAAUCUGCCUCAUGCUACUAAUACUCUUGAGUUUAUCUUCAUGACCGUCUAUUGGCUGGCUGGAGCCUACAUUUCCGCCAUUCUGAUUGGUCAGGUGAUCGAUAUUUUGGACAAUAAAAGGGCGGAAAAUGAGGCCUACAAGAAGUUAAUGAAUGCAACUCUAACCUACUUAAAGCGCAUAAAAGCUCCCGAAAAGGACAUUGUUAUGGUGAGGACGUGGUUCAACUACAGCUGGAGCCAACAAAAGACUCUUGAUGAAAAUAUGCUGAUUGAUACACUUCCAUUAAAGUUGAAGAAGGAUGUACUGAUUGAUGUCCAUUAUCAAACUUUGAGCAAAGUGUCGCUGUUCAAAAACUGUGAGAGGACGAUGAUUUUUGACCUUAUAGGCAAACUCAAACCUGUAAUCUUCUUACCAGGGGCUUUAAUCUGUGAGAAGGGAGAGGUUGGAAUGGAGAUGUACAUUGUGAAGCAGGGUCUCGUUGAAGUUGUUGGCGGUCCAGACAAUUCAAUUGUCUACGUCACUCUCAAGGAGGGCAGUGUUUUUGGAGAAAUAAGUUUGUUGGCGCUAAAGGGCAAAAAUAUACGCACAGCUACAGUUCGCUCCAAGGGCUACUCGACCCUCUUUCGGUUGACCAAGUCGGAUUUUGAGGAAGCCAUGAAAAAUUACCCCACCGCCUAUAAACACCUCAAAAGAAAGGCGCAGAAAAUGCUCACAAAAGACAAGAAGAAGGAAGAGGAAGGAAAACUAAAGCCUACGGGGGUUAAAGAAUCUACAAGAGAGGAUAGAAAUGGAUCAACUGAAAGCCUUGAAAUCAUCCCAGAAUGCCGCAAACUUCCCAACAUGUUUAUGGCCGUGGAUCAGGUAGAGGCUCUAAAAGUGAUUCAAGAAUCAGCUCUAAAACAACUCUCAAUUUCAUCUUGUCUGUCUUCAGGUAAUGGGGCGAAUGAGAAAAUGCAGAAUGCAAAACGUAGAGAGUCCAGAGGUGAGACCUACACCAUGUCAUUGUUUUACUGA
Molecule: messenger RNA, 1821 nt
Organism: Hydatigera taeniaeformis
Lineage: Eukaryota; Metazoa; Platyhelminthes; Cestoda; Cyclophyllidea; Taeniidae
Source: the annotation of a GenBank genome assembly